Molecule: messenger RNA, 5433 nt
Organism: Biomphalaria glabrata
Lineage: Eukaryota; Metazoa; Mollusca; Gastropoda; Planorbidae
Product: caspase-3-like
Exons: 7
Coding region: 463-1812 (449 amino acids)
Biological process (GO): apoptotic process; proteolysis
Cellular component (GO): cytoplasm
Source: RefSeq, a predicted model, not a curated record
CGCAUUGCGCUCUCGACAAGGGAGGGCACAACUUUAAGGAGUGCGAUUUCUUUGGCAUUGUUGCUUGCAAUUGUUAGCACUGGAAGAUAUCGACAUACUAGUAGGAAUAUGAUGAUAUAAUGGAAAGAAUUUUUUAAAUGAAAAAAAAAACGGAAGGGAAAAUUUAAAAAUCUGUGUUUAAAAUCUGUUUAUAAUCUGUGUUUAUAUUCUGAUAUUGUGAUGAUCAUAUUUUGAUGUUAGUUUCACUAUGUGAUGUUGCAGUAUUGAUAUUGAAAUGUAAAGGUAAGCUAGCGAUACACUCAAAACGGCGACAUUGAAAGCUUCUAUUUAAUACACAGAGGUGUAGCGUUUAUUUCGAUUUAAUAGACAACUAGAAUUUCAGUUUGAACAGUCGGCCUGUUUCUCAAACGAAGCAAUUUCUAAAAAAAAUUGUAGUCAAAGUGUAACUUAUUUCCAAAACUCAUGCAGAGUAACGUCGACCUUAAUUCGACAAAAUUAACACUGGAGUCUAACUCCAACCAAGAUUUUCAAUACAAUCUGGAAACGUUGUCUCCGGAGGGGCCGAAAGCACCUCUGCUAAGUAGACGCCAUCGAGUGUCAUGUGGGAAUUUGACUAUUACCUCAUCAUCGGCAGAAACCACCGGCAGUAAAAUAAUCCGAAGUUGCAGUUCCAGUUUCUCUCAUUCCAGUGAGUUUCAGAAACCUGUUGGCAGGUACUAUCACUUGCAUCAGCAGCAGACACAGCAGGUCCAACCGGUCAACCAGUUGGAAGCAUCAGUGCUGGCCAGCGCUGUCAGGGUGGCCGCAACUAUCGGUCUUUCUGUCAGUCAUUCAGGAAGUGGUGAGCCUCCCGGAUGUGACGUAAGCCCUACAAUGAGCACUGCCAACGUUGGAGAUUUACCCUACAUUCUCAAAUCAGUAAGCCCAGAACGUCUAGAUGUUAGGCCUGGAGCCCCGUCUGAACCAAAUGAAUACAAUUUCAACUUCAAAAAGAGAGGCAUCUUCGUCAUCAUUAAUAACAGACACUUUGAUGAGGACCUCGGACAACCGGCCAGGGAGGGAAGUGAUGUCGAUGCAGAAAGACUGGAGGAAAGAUUUCAAGACUUGGGUUUUGAGGUGCGGAGAUAUGACGAUGCUACAGCCACCAAAAUGAUCACUUUACUACAAGAAGUUGCAUCUUUGGAUCACUCUGAUUCUGAUUGUUUUGGUUGCGCCAUUUUGUCGUAUGGUAAGGAAGGCGUGGUCUAUGCAAGAGAUGGUGAUGUAUCGUUAGAUCUGUUAGUGCAACCGUUCAAGGCAGACAAAUGUCCAACGUUAAUCGGAAAACCAAAGCUGUUUUUCAUACAGGCUUGUGAAAUAAGGCGGCAAAAUCUCUAUUUAGAUAAGCCUCCAAGGAAUAAGACAAGAUCUUCGUCACCAUCUUCGCCAGCAUCUAGCAGACGACGAUCUUCUGCAUCCCCUAAUUUGACCGGCGAUGAAAACAAUUCUGAUGUGUCGCCUGCUGUGCACGUGAGGAAAAUCCCAAUCGAGGCUGACUGUUUGUUUUGUUAUUCUACCGUGCCAGGCUACUAUUCUUGGCACAACAAUCAAGAUGGCUCGUGGUUCAUACAGGCGUUGUGUAUCGUGCUGGAGAAUUAUGGUACAAAAAUGGAGUUUAUGCACAUGUUAACUCAUGUCAACAGAAUAGUGGCCUAUGAGUUUGCCUCUUGUACAGAUAAAGAGCUGACAGAUGCAGUCAAACAGAUGCCUUGUAUUGUCUCCGUGUUAACCAGAUAUAUUUACUUUAGACCGAAAAAGCAAGACAUUCGUUAAGUGUCCACGACGGAAGUCUGUUAAGUGUGUUUUUGUUUCGUUUCAUUUAACUAACACUAUUUUCUUUUUUAAACAAGAACAAUAGGCCUAUCCCAUAAGUCAUAAGUCUAUGGCCAUAGACAUAAAUAAAUAUAGACUGGCCGAAGGAAGUAACUUAUGUAACUUGAAAACAUGUAUCUAUAUCUAUUGUAUUCGGAUUUCCGAAUUAUGAAAAAUUGCAUGAUCUUCUUUCUUAGAGAUUAAACAAAACUACACUGCCUUCUUAUUUACAAUAUAUAUAUAUAUAUAUAGUUGUGUGGAUGAACUAGAUAUGAAUACUUAACUUUUAUACUGCUCAUAAAUGCUGUAUAAUAAAGUACACAAAAUUGCAAGUCACACAUUUUGGUUUCAUAAAACUCUUUAAUCGGCCAGUCUAUAUUUAUUUAUGUCUAUGUCUAUCUAUGGCCUAUGCCAUUCAGAUAUUGUUAGUGUGUGUGAAUAUGCAAAUCGACCAUCAACAUUGCCUUACCCAUUAACGGCACGUGCAUAAUGUGAGGUCAAAUGUGUUUUGUUUUUAAUUUUUGUUGAUUGUCUAAAACAAAUUGUUAGGUUGAAUGACGUUUAUUUGUUUCAAUAAAAGAAAAGUAUAGGCCUACAUUUACUUUACACAAUCGUUUUAUGCUCACAAUGAACCUUAUUCAGCAAUCUUAAACAAACAACAUUUAGCCACGUGAUAAUAUUGAUAAGACAAUGGAAAAAAAACGUAUCACGUGAUAGCCUUUAUGGAUUGCGUAAUUUGUUUAGAAGAUAUAGAGAACCACGUGGCAAAAUCUUUGUUUACGAUUGGUGAACGAGGUCCAUUAAGUAAGUCAUAUAAAUAUUGUCUAUGCAUUAUAAUUACAAACGGAUAUGCAUAAGUAACCUGCUUGGAUGCACGAACUAUUUAAACUAAUUUUUAACGGAUCAUCUGUAGAGAAAAUCCUGCUAUUGGUUUUGUGUUGUCUGUUUCUCCGUCUGUCACGUUUAGAUCUCAAAAUCUAAAAAAAACGCUACAUGUAGAGAGAAUUCGAGCUUGUAUGGUGCUCGAACUAAGUGGCAAGACAUUUUUUUAAGUCUUCUGAAAGAGCACUCGUUUGUUUUUAUUUAAAUAGGAAAAACUUUAUAAAGGCCAUAAAAAUAGACAUUUUUAUAAGAUUUAAAAGUCCUAUAGGUUGAACUGUUUGUUUGUUUUACAUGUUUCGGAUGUUCCUUCAGAGUUGACGAUAGUUUACGUCCUAGUUCAAACCUCCCACAGGUCGACCAAGGAUGGGAGUGGGAAGUGUUUUUUACCCGCGACCAUCGAUGAAUCCAAACGACAGUCCAGCGCGCAAACCGCACGACCAGGCAGCCAUCAUUAUAUAGAGAUACUGGUAGACCUACUACUGAAUGUAGAUAGUUAAAGAUGAAGCAGACCGCACGGCCAGGCAGCCAUCAUUAUAUAGAGAUACUGGUAGACCUACUACUGAAUGUAGAUCGUUAAAGAUGAAGCAGACCGCACGACCAGGCAGUCAUCAUUAUAUAGAGAUACUGGUAGACCUACUACUGAAUGUAGAUAGUUAAAAAUGAAGCAGACCGCACGGCCAGGCAGUCAUCAUUAUAUAGAGAUACUGGUAGACCUACUACUGAAUGUAGAUAAUUAAAGAUGAAGCAAACCGCACGGCCAGGCCAUCAUUAUAUAGAGAUACUGGUAGACCUACUACUGAAUGUAGAUAAUUAAAAAUGAAGCAGACCGCACGGCCAGGCAGCCAUCAUUAUAUAGAGAUACUAAUAGACCUACUACUGAAUGUAGAUAUUUUAAGAUGAAGCAAACCGCACGGCCAGGCCAUCAUUAUAUAGAGAUACUGGUAGACCUACUACUGAAUGUAGAUAAUUAAAAAUGAAGUUAACCGCACGGCCAGGCAGCCAUCAUUAUAUAGAGAUACUGGUAGACCUACUACUGAAUGUAGAUAAUUAAAUAUGAAGCAAACCGCACGGCCAGGCAGUCAUCAUUAUAUAGAGAUACUGGUAGUCCUACUACUGAAUGUAGAUAAUUAAAGAUGAAGCAGACCGCACGGCCAGGCAGUCAUCAUUAUAUAGAGAUACUGGUAGACCUACUACUGAAUGUAGAUAAUUAAAGAUGAAGCAAACCGCACGGCCAGGCCAUCAUUAUAUAGAGAUACUGGUAGACCUACUACUGAAUGUAGAUAAUUAAAAAUGAAGCAGACCGCACGGCCAGGCAGCCAUCAUUAUAUAGAGAUACUAAUAGACCUACUACUGAAUGUAGAUAUUUUAAGAUGAAGCAAACCGCACGGCCAGGCCAUCAUUAUAUAGAGAUACUGGUAGACCUACUACUGAAUGUAGAUAAUUAAAAAUGAAGUUAACCGCACGGCCAGGCAGCCAUCAUUAUAUAGAGAUACUGGUAGACCUACUACUGAAUGUAGAUAAUUAAAGAUGAAGCAAACCGCACGGCCAGGCAGUCAUCAUUAUAUAGAGAUACUGGUAGUCCUACUACUGAAUGUAGAUAAUUAAAGAUGAAGCAGACCGCACGGCCAGGCAGUCAUCAUUAUAUAGAGAUACUGGUAGACCUACUACUGAAUGUAGAUAAUUAAAGAUGAAGCAGACCGCACGGCCAGGCAGUCAUCAUUAUAUAGAGAUACUGGUAGACCUACUACUGAAUGUAGAUAAUUAAAGAUGAAGCAGACCGCACGGCCAGGCAGUCAUCAUUAUAUAGAGAUACUGGUAGACCUACUACUGAAUGUAGAUAAUUAAAGAUGAAGCAGACCGCACGGCCAGGCAGUCAUCAUUAUAUAGAGAUACUGGUAGACCUACUACUGAAUGUAGAUAAUUAAAGAUGAAGCAGACCGCACGGCCAGGCAGUCAUCAUUAUAUAGAGAUACUGGUAGACCUACUACUGAAUGUAGAUAAUUAAAGAUGAAGCAGACCGCACGGCCAGGCAGUCAUCAUUAUAUAGAGAUACUGGUAGACCUACUACUGAAUGUAGAUAAUUAAAGAUGAAGCAGACCGCACGGCCAGGCAGUCAUCAUUAUAUAGAGAUACUGGUAGACCUACUACUGAAUGUAGAUAGUUAAAAAUGAAGCAGACCGCACGGCCAGGCAGCCAUCAUUAUAUAGAGAUACUGAUAGACCUACUACUGAAUGUAGAUAAUUAAAGAUGAAGCAGACCGCACGGCCAGGCAGUCAUCAUUAUAUAGAGAUACUGGUAGACCUACUACUGAAUGUAGAUAAUUAAAGAUGAAGUUCAGAGUUAGGAGCCGUGCUGGCUUAGUGGUAAAGCGCUUGGCUUCCAAGCUAGAAGAAGAGUGACUUAGAAAGUCACAUAAAAUAAAAGACAAAUUUAGAGAGAGAUUGCAAAAUUCAAAGACUAAGCACAGCUAAACUGGAACAGAGAGAGAAGGGGAGGGGGCAAAAGUGAGAGAAAGUGGGAAAGACUCGAGUUGAAUUGAACCAUACCCACUUUUGACACCAAACAUGACUGAUCACAUUGGAUUCUUACAAUUCCUUGUUCACACGAGUAGCAUCUACGAGGUUUUAGUGAAUCUAAUUUAUUAUUAUUUUUUUUGUGUAACGUGUUUAUACUUAAUAAACUAACAUUAAAUACACCCCA